This is a messenger RNA of Cyprinus carpio (common carp), 3673 nucleotides long. RefSeq names its product semaphorin-3F-like. Gene Ontology annotation, molecular function: semaphorin receptor binding; chemorepellent activity. The record is from RefSeq and is a predicted model, not a curated record. NCBI's taxonomy places the organism in Eukaryota, Metazoa, Chordata, Actinopteri, Cypriniformes, Cyprinidae. Gene Ontology annotation, biological process: neural crest cell migration; negative regulation of axon extension involved in axon guidance; positive regulation of cell migration.
GGUUAAAGGCUGUUCGCUGGGAGCAGUGCUGAGGGGGUUGGACCGUGACACUUCACCGGCGGAAUAAACCAAACACCUGCCACCGCGCACACUUUCAACUCACGGAGACGUGCAGCGUGGAGCUUGCGUGACAAGAAGACGAACACAUCUUCUGUUUUGUAUUCAAAGUGGCAAACGCUGGAGAUAUUCUCACGAAAACUGCAAAACACAACUUGACUUUUGUUGCCUUUAUCUCAUCAACUGUCUAGAUAAGAGGAAUCCUGAGGAAUUUCGUGCACAGACUGCAACUUUUAUCGCCGAUUAUUUUUUUUUGGACUGACUGACACGCCCCAAAAGUGAGAAUUCAAAGGCUAGAGCUAUAAAAGCUCUUAUGUUUUUAUGCGAAGGUUCGGACGGAUUUCAGAACUUCAGUAAGGCACGAGCUGUGUUCACAGAGACUGUAAGGAAUGUAACGAUAACAUCUCACCUGCGCCUCAAGACACCAAAUACACGGAGCAACAGACCGACUGAAACAAGACCAGCGAAUCGGGUUGCUUGCGAAUGGGUCUAACUAUGAGAGUAAUGGAAACGAGACUCCUCCUGUUGAUAUUGGCUUUGUGUGUGUUUGAAGAGGUCUGCACACAUCGCUCUGCUCCCAGAGUACACCUGGAUUUUAAAGAACUUAUGGACACUCGAACAGCGAGGCCAUUCAGUUUCUCCUUCAACACCAGUGACUACCGGAUCUUGCACGUUGACCCAGACCAGGGGCGGUUGUACCUGGGCAGCCGUGAAUAUCUGGUCUCUCUGGACAUGCAAAACAUCAACAAAGAGCCUCUCAUUAUCCACUGGCCGGCUCCAGCCCAAAGAAAGGGAGAGUGUCAGAUGACUGGGAAAGGCAGGCAUGGAGAGUGUGCUAACUUUGUGCGUCUGAUUGAGCCGUGGAACAGGACUCACCUGUACACCUGUGGCACCGGAGCUUAUAAACCCAUCUGCACCUUCAUCAACAGAGGCUGGAAAGCUGAGGACUAUCUCUUCAGACUGGUUCCUGGAUAUGUGGACUCUGGAAAGGGAAAAUGCUCUUACGAUCCAAACCAGGAGAAUGUUGCAGCCCUGAUUAAUGGAAACCUGUAUGCUGGAGUGCCGGUGGACUUCAUGAGCACUGAUCCAGGCAUCUUCAGGACCAUGGGGAGCCGGCCAGCUGUGAGAUCAGAGCAGUAUGACUCUAAGUGGCUGAAUGAACCUGUAUUUGUUCACAUGAAACAGAUUCCCGACAGCUCUGAGAAGAACGAUGACAAACUCUAUUUCUUCUUCCGUGAGAAGAGUCUGGACUCUGGGGCUGGAGCGAGUCCAAGUGUGCUGGCCAGAGUGGGCCGUGUUUGCCUGAAUGAUGAGGGCGGACAGAAGUCACUUGUGAACAAAUGGACAACUUUUUUGAAGGCCAGGCUGGUGUGCUCCGUGAUGGGCGAUGAUGGGGUUGAAACCUUCUUUGAUGAACUGAGGGACAUGUUUAUCCAACCCACCCAGGAUGAACGAAACCCAGUGGUAUAUGGUGUCUUCUCAACUUCUGGCUCGGUGUUUAAAGGCUCAGCCGUGUGUGUCUACUCAAUGGCUGACAUCCGAAAUGUCUUUAAUGGCCCUUUCGCCCAUAAACACGGACACAACUACCAAUGGACUACUUAUACAGGGAAGAUUCCCUAUCCUCGUCCGGGAACAUGUCCAGGAGGCACAUUCACGCCGGGCCUUCAGUCCACAAAAGAGUUCUCAGAUGAAGCGGUUAACUUCAUUCGUGCUCAUCCUCUCAUGUACCACCCCGUGUAUCCCAUUCACAAGCGCCCUCUGGUGGUGCGCUCUGGUGUAGACUAUCGCUUUACUACUAUUGCAGUGGAUCAGGUGGAUGCUGUGGAUGGCCGAUAUGAGGUUCUCUUCCUGGGAACAGAUAGUGGUACGGUCCAAAAAGUUAUAGUCCUGCCCAAGGAUCCCACCACAAUGGAAGAGCUAACUUUAGAGGAAGUGGAAGUUUUCAGGACACCUGCUCCUGUUAAAACAUUGUACAUAUCAGCCAAAAGGCAACAACUGUACGCAUCUUCAGAAGCAGGUCUUACCCAGAUGUCCCUGCACCGUUGUGGGGUAUAUGGGAAGGCCUGUUCAGACUGCUGUCUGGCCAGAGACCCCUACUGUGCUUGGGAUGGAGAAAACUGCUGUGCCUUUACACAAGCCACCAAAAGGAGGAGCAGAAGGCAGGAUGUUAAACAUGGUGACCCUUUGCGUCAGUGCCGGGGCUACAACGCUAAAGUGGAGAGGAGACUGCAGGAGAAAGUUCAGUUUGGUGUGGAGGGUAGCAGCACAUUUCUGGAGUGUGUGCCGCGCUCUCCUCAGGCCACUAUCAAAUGGCUUUACCAGAGAGAUGGAAGACGAAAAGUGCUGAAUCGAGACGGGGAGGUUCUUAAGACUCCUCAGGGGGUCCUUCUGAAAACACUCACUAAAUCAGACGCAGGCCUCUACCAUUGCCUGGCCACAGAAAAUAACUUCAAACAUACGUUGGCUCGUGUCUCCUUGCGCAUCCUGGACCGGGACAUCGCUGUAGCCCUCACCACCCCCGAUGAUGAGGAAGAGGCAUCAAGGAGCCGUCACAAAGUUUAUCAACAGGACCCUGCACCUCCUACCCCAGCGCUCCUGCUGGAGCCUGAGAUGCGUCUGAUUCAGCAGUACUGCAAGUCCUACUGGGAGCAGCUGACGGCCGGGGGGAACUCACAGGCUGACCUCCCCAAACGUACAAAUCGCAGACACACAGAUGCACUGAAGGCUAGUGGGGAGUGAGGAGGACAAGAAAAGAGAGUCACCUUGCUCCGAGCAGUUUGUGGACUUGCAUAGGUUAGUUCACAUGCAGUGGCACCAAAAAAGUAUUUGGACACUUUUGGACCAUUUAGACACUUUCUACAGUGUUCAAAGUGAAUAAAAAUUCAGUUUUGAUUCUUAAAAAUGAAAAUGUAUUAAUUUCCCCAGAGUAUUUGGACACUUUUGGACUACUUGAACACUUUGAUACUGUGUUCAAAAUAAAUCAAAAUACAAUUUUGAAUUAUGAUUACAUUUGUACAAUAUUCCAAAGUAUUUUUUGACAUCUAAAAAAGAAUAAAUUACAGUGUUCAGAAGUUAACCAGUUGUAUAAAUUAAUGUUAUUAAUAUUAAUGUAAAAUUAAUUCAUUCAAAUAUCGGGAAAUUACUUUAUAUUUUAGACACAUAAAAAAAAUGGAUACAUUUUUACAGUGUUUAAAAAUCAUUUUUAAAUGAAUUAAUUAUUUUCCCCAAUAUUCAAAAUAAUUUUGAACACCGUAUCUGUUUUUUUAAAAUUUGCCACUUGGUUUGAUAUUUUCUUAUCUAGUACAAUAACAUUUAUCCAUAAAAAAAGAAAUGUCCAAAUCCUUUUUUGGGGUCAUUGUAUGUAAUCAAACAUUCAUUGUGCAUUUGUUCACUGAUCCAAAGUUUAAAUACGUGACCAUUAAUUUGUCAGUUGUACUGGGAUUGUAGUCUGUGUUGAUUUAGGACUGAACAUUUCCACUUGCCACAGUGAUUUGACUGAAUUUCAGUAUUAUACACAGGUGUAAACUUUUACUAAUCUCACAAAUUAAGCUAUAAAUGACCUCCAGGAUUCAGUCAUUACAUACUGGCUUUAAUUAAAAAAAAAAAAAAAAAAAAA